This is a messenger RNA of Cicer arietinum (chickpea), 432 nucleotides long. Lineage: Eukaryota; Viridiplantae; Streptophyta; Magnoliopsida; Fabales; Fabaceae. The record is from RefSeq and is a predicted model, not a curated record.
AUGUCGCCGUAUCAAAUCGUGUAUGGUAAAGCCUGUCAUUUUCAGCUCGAACUGGAGCAUCGAGCAUUUUGGGUGACGAAAUACUUGAAUUUUGACUUGGUUAAGGCAGGUGAAUCAAGAAUUCUGCAGCUUCACGAGUUAGAGGAGUUCCGGAAUUUCGCAUAUGAGAAAUCUAAAAUAUAUAAAGAAAAAACGAAGAAAUGGCAUGACCACAAAAUAAAAUUCAAGGAAUUCCAAGAGGGAGAGCUGGUUCUUCUAUUCAACUCAAGAUUGAAGUUGUUCCCAGGAAAGCUAAAGUCAAGAUGGUCGGGCCCCUUCGAGAUAAUCAAGGUAUUUCCUUACGCCGUAUCAAAUCGUGUAUGGCAAAGCCUGUCAUUUUCCGCUCGAACUGGAGCAUCGAGCAUUUUGGGCGACGAAAUACUUGAAUUUUGA